This is a messenger RNA of Menidia menidia (Atlantic silverside), 3500 nucleotides long. NCBI's taxonomy places the organism in Eukaryota, Metazoa, Chordata, Actinopteri, Atheriniformes, Atherinopsidae. The record is from the annotation of a GenBank genome assembly.
AUGUAUGCUUCUAUGUUACAGGAGGAAGAGAGUAGCCGCUUUGUGCGGACCUACCCCAAGAUGACUGAAGGCCAUGUGGAUGUGGGCACGCAGACAGAGCCUGUGGUCGUGCUAUCUCUAGCUCAGGCUGCUGUUCUUGGCCUCAUCUCCCAGAAUGAAAUAUUUGGGGCCACCAUUGCACCAAAUGGCUUUUACACUGGGGAGCCCAAAGAGUGCCCCCCUCCUCCGCCUGAGUCGGUUGAAUAUGAGUAUGCUGACCAGCUGAUAGGAGCAAACGGAGACUACCUGGCAGAGCCUGCCAGAGAGCUGGAGCCCCAGCCCCACUGCAGCGAGAGGAGACGGCCCGGGCCCCGUGGGAGGAUCAAGAGGCUAAGGACUGAUGGAGAAUCAGAUGCUCACCCACACAAAGAACCCACUCCACAGGCUCAGGUUAAAGGUGAAAGACUUGAGACUGAUACCCCUCCCUCCUGCAUUCACAUGAACAGCAGGCAUAGCAGUCCCGGCAAGUCAGAAGAUUCAGCCACCCAGCACGGCUCUCUAAAAGAGGAGCAGGUCUGUGGAAGCUGUCCCUCAUGUGUGAGAGAUACUCCAAAGCCACAAUCAGACAGACAGCAAGAGCAGAAGCAAGAAGACACCUCUGCUCCAGAGAAAGAGAGGAAGGAAGAACUGUUAGUGGUAGGAGAAGAAGAAGAGGAGGCUCUCAAUCUCAAAACGAGUGGAGAAACUGGAAGUCCCCUGGAGAACCGUUAUUAUGAUUCAAAUGAAGUGGCCUAUGAGUCCACUGACAUGCCUAUGACUGGGGAGUACGAGGAGAACGGCCAGGCCAUGCUGUGGUCAGACCCAGAGGGCCUCGCCAGGCGAAUGCAAAUUGACCGUUUGGACAUAAAUGUGCAGAUCGAUGAGUCCUACUGUGUGGAUGUAGGAGAAGGACUGAAGCGCUGGAAGUGCCGCAUGUGUGAGAAGUCAUACACAUCCAAAUACAACCUCGUCACCCACAUCCUGGGCCACAAUGGAAUUAAGCCCCAUGAAUGCUUACACUGUGGGAAGCUUUUCAAGCAGCCCAGCCACCUCCAGACUCAUCUGCUCACCCAUCAGGGAACCCGACCCCACAAGUGUACCGUUUGUGAGAAGGCCUUCACGCAGACCAGCCACCUGAAGCGCCACAUGCUGCAGCACACGGACGUCAAGCCCUACAGCUGCCGCUUCUGCGGCCGCGGCUUCGCCUACCCCAGCGAGCUGAGGACCCACGAGAACAAACACGAGAACGGCCAGUGCCACGUCUGCACCCAGUGCGGCCUUGAGUUUCCGACCUACGCCCACCUGAAACGCCACCUGACCAGCCACCAGGGUCCCACCACCUACCAGUGCACAGAGUGCCACAAGUCCUUCGCCUACCGCAGCCAGCUGCAAAACCACCUGAUGAAGCACCAGAACGUGCGGCCUUAUGUAUGUCCGGAGUGCGGCAUGGAGUUUGUCCAGAUCCACCACCUUCGACAACACGCCCUAACUCACAAGGGUAUGAAAGAGUUCAAGUGCGAUGUUUGUGCCAGAGAGUUCACCCUGUCUGCCAACCUGAAACGACACAUGCUGAUCCACGCCAGCGUCAGGCCCUUCCAGUGCCACGUCUGCUUCAAGACCUUUGUCCAGAAGCAGACCCUGAAAACACACAUGAUUGUCCACCUUCCGGUCAAGCCUUUCAAAUGCAAGGUGUGCGGGAAGUCGUUUAACAGAAUGUACAACCUCCUGGGCCACAUGCAUCUCCAUGCAGGCAGCAAGCCCUUCAAGUGUCCUUACUGCACCAGCAAGUUCAACCUGAAGGGAAACCUCAGCCGACACAUGAAAGUCAAACACGGGAUCAUGGACGCCUCUGUGGAUGGACAUGAACCUCCCCAAGAGACAGAAGGCCAGGAGGACUAUGAGGAGGAGGGUUUUGAAUUCAGUGAGCGAGAAAACCGGGCUAACAACAACAACAACACACCAGACGUGGCUAAACUGUCUCAAAUGGAGUAUUACGGCACCUACGGGAAGAGCACAGGGCGAUUCAGCACUGCAUGAAUAAUUAAAACCCCAAAUUGAAAAAAAUGUGGACUAAUGAAAACAGGAUUGUUUAUUUUGUCAUGGGUUUUGCUGUUUAAGGCAUAAUGUUAUGGUUGCUCUUAAAAGAUGUCAGGAGACCCAGCUAACUGCACAUCGGCAUGCACUGAAGUCAGUCACAAUGCCAGAAAAUUUGGAAAAUGUAUUACUUUUAUUCGAAUUCAAAUUUUCAUCUACAGCACAGAAAAUUUGGAACAUUGCACAAAAAGGAUGAUUUUGGAAUCUCUUUUACAAACGUACAUGUUCAGGAAUAAGAAUAACUGCUACUCUGUACCUACUGAUUCGAACAAUCCUGAUCAGCUGGAGAGCACCAAUUUGCCGGAUGAGAGAAAGGAACGGAUGUUCUUUCACUUGCCAAAGCUUAUCAAAACGUUAAUAUCUCAUUUUGGUUUAUACUGUGAUAAAUGAAAUUCCAGGUCUGCUAAAUUGUAUAUAAGUGUACAGAGCAUCGGCCCUCCGGUGUGUAGGCUGGUACUGUAAAAGGUGCACUGCACUAUAGGCCACCGUGUCUACUUUUUCCAUUUCUGCAUUAGCAAGUGUCACACUGUAUCAAUCUCUAGUCUAUGAAUGUAAUUCGUUUCUGUGGAAUGUUUUCUGAUGCAUACAAGAACAUUAAUGUUAGAGGACUCCAUUUACCAAAGAACUGGAUCAAAUGUUGGAGCUAUGGGUGCCGCCAGUCUUUCUCCUCACCGUUACAUUGAGCUGGGACUCGGGAUCUCCUGUGGUCCAAUUGCAGACCCUCAUGAAAUUACAUUCAGGUUCCCCUCACAACCCGUCUGUAGAUUUCUUCAAAAUAUCAUGACAGUGAACAGAUGUCAGUGCAGCAUUUCCUUAAAACAAACCUCAUUGCUCCCCGUCAACCAAGUCUGCGCAAGGCGACACUGCAGCAUUUAAAAAAAAAACAAUGCAAAGCCUGCAUUUCUAUUGGUGUUUUUUUUUUUUUUAGUAGAUUAAUCUCAAGAAUUGUCCCCAAAAAGUGGGACAGAAAUAUGAAGCGCUCCUGUGUGUCUGUGAGGGUAUGCCAUCCAUCAUGCUGUACACUGGUCUCAAGUGAUGAACGACAACCUCCGAACAUGUGACAGGGCCGUGGACCUUGUGGAAAAUGAUUUGGAAAUGUUCAAUAUAUUCAGUUUCCCUCUGCUUUGCUUUUCAAACUUGUAACCUGCAAACAAGGCAUCCAUUUGCGUGGUGGUAUAGUGCAUUUAAAAAAGAAAAAUGCUCAUUUUUGUGAGUUCUUAAGCUUCUGUGUUAACUCUGUCACUAUUACAGUGAUGAUACAAAGGGGACGAUGAUGUUCAGCUUCUAUAGCUUUCGGUAUUAGACUUUAGUGUGAAGAAAAUAUGAAUAGAAUUGUAAGUAUAAUGUUGUGUACCAGACAAAACUGUAAAAUAAUAAAUUUAUUUACC